AUGUCAGACGAGCCGGGAGGUGCCGAUAAUGUAAUUGACAUCGUACAGGACAAUGCAGAUGACGCGUGGGAUUGUAUUAAGCAAUUGAAGAAAUUACGUUGCUGUAACAACUCAUCCACCGCAGCCACCGGCACAAGCACCUCCGGAACUGCUGGCAGCACAGCCACAACCGCUGUUACUGCUACUACCGCAGCCACUGUCGGAACUACCACUGCCAUCGCCGCUGUCACCGUGCUAGGUGUUGUAGCUGUUGUCACCACAGUCACGGCUAUACUACUCACCAGAAACACUGGAACUAAUGAAACCAUUACAAACAUGACUACUUUACUUCCAAAUAUAUCUUUUUCGGUUACUCAGACUGAAUUGACAACACUUUUCAAUACUACAUCAUUGAAUGACAUAACUUCGCCGCAUGUAUCAACACCAACUGCCAAACAGACGACGGAGUUAACGACGACUAUAUCCACGGAAACCAGGAGCCAACAUGUAUCUACCACGCUCUUAUCAACAACAGGACGUCUACCCACUACAAAAGAUAUCAGUACACGAUUAGUGACCACAAUGCCUGCUACAACUGAGUCUGUACCGCCACCGACAACUCUCAGUGCUAUCACGCCAGAACUAGUCUCCAGUACACGAAUCGUGACUACACUGGCGGCUACCACUGAAUCUAAGCCAACAACAAUCAUAGCUACCACACCAAAACAAGACACCAGUACACAGACCAUGACUACACAGGCUGCUACCACAGAGUCGGAACCAACAACACUAAUUAUUACCACACCAAAACCAGACACGAGUACACAAACUAUGACAACAUUGUCUGCUACCACUGAAUCUGAACCAACAACACCUUUUACUACCACUCCUAAACCAGACACUAGUACAGGAAUCACGACUACACUGGCUGCUACAACAGAGUCGGAACCAUCAACACUGAAUAUUCUCACAGCAAAACUAGUGAUCAGCACACAUUCUGCUACUACUCUGGCUGCUACUACCGAAUAUGAAGCAACGACACUAUUUACUACAACCCCAAAACCAGUGGUUUCCUCAGAAUUUCUGACUACAUAUACCCCGACAACUACGUUAGCAGCAACCACAAGUGUCUAUAGUACAUUUGAUCCAGAUCGUCCCUUUAUUAAUAUUGGAUGCACUCGAUACCAGAUAUAUCUUGGGAAACUAUCGUGGGACGAAGCUAAGACAUCCUGUGAAAAUAAUGGAGGCGCACUUGCUUCGUUGCACACAGAAAAUAUCAACGAAAAGGUCAUAGAAUUCAUCGAAAAUAGUAAUUUGGACGAUGGAUACACUGAUUAUUGGAUUGGCUUGAAUGAUGUUUCCAAUGAAGGGAGUUUUGUAUGGGUAAACGGAGAGCCAUUUGUUUACACGUAUUGGUCGUUGGGGAAUCCGGACAAUACAAAUAAUCAAGACUGUGUACAGUUAUGGUGA
Molecule: messenger RNA, 1449 nt
Organism: Saccoglossus kowalevskii
Lineage: Eukaryota; Metazoa; Hemichordata; Enteropneusta; Harrimaniidae
Source: RefSeq, a predicted model, not a curated record